AUGACAUCCGCAGACCUAUUUGCUCGAGAGAAAAGCCCCGAGAAGGAGCUGGGGUUAAUGAACCUCGGAGAACACUGCUUCAAAUGCCAACAACUUGAUUUUUUACCAUUCAAAUGUGAAUACUGCCAACACACUUACUGCUCACAGCACCGAAACUUGGACAGCCACGAGUGUCGAGGCAAGGCCAAGUUCGAACGGGGCCGGAGUCCUGGGAAUUAUAACGAUGGAAGACCGAGUGCCCAAUCGCUAUUCCCCGAUCGAAAUGAGGAUAAGGCCAAGAUCAAUGAGAUGAUCGCCAACACCAAACGAAAGCCCACCAAUAUCAUCGAACGACAGUUGGGUACUGUCAAGGGCCCCGACGCAUUCAACAAGUUCAAGAAGUUUCUAAGUUUACAAAAAGAUAAACAGCCCAGAGGAACGAUCGGUAAACUAUUCCAAUCCAAACUGAAAUCCACCAACAAAAUAGUGGAACUUUCCAAGAUCAAGAAAACCGCCAUUGGAGAUCCCAAGAUCAAUGAAAGUGAUCGAAUCUACAUGUGGUGCCUAUACAUCGAUGGGAACGAAGAAGAAUUAAGCAAGAUCAACGUGGAAAACGACCGUAAACCAAUCUUCAUCCUGAAUAAGUGGCCCGUCGGUAGAGCCUUGGACAGUAUUACCGACCAUUUGAAAAUUAAAAACUACAAUAACAGUACUUUGGAAUCCUCGGAGAGACUAAACAUCUUCAUGUCGGAAAAUGGACCCCAAGACUGCAAAUUAGUGGAAAAUAACCACCGUACAAUCAAUUCUUUUAAGAAUGGCGACUUGAUCUACCUAGUGAAAGGCAGUCUCAAAUAG
Messenger RNA from Hyphopichia burtonii NRRL Y-1933, 834 nucleotides. RefSeq lists its product as uncharacterized. Bases 1 to 834 code for a protein of 277 amino acids. Gene Ontology annotation, cellular component: cytoplasm. The transcript has a single exon. Lineage: Eukaryota; Fungi; Ascomycota; Pichiomycetes; Serinales; Debaryomycetaceae. The record is from RefSeq and is a predicted model, not a curated record. Gene Ontology annotation, molecular function: zinc ion binding.